AUGGCCGAUGUGAGCGGUCGGUACGAGUCAUGGGACCAGGCGCGUCUCAUCUCCCGCAUAAGACAGCUCGAGCAUGAACUCGACAAGCGGGAUGCGGCAUCAAAGGCCUCCGGAGUCGGGUCCGGGACCCCCAGCAACAACAAGAGCGGCACCGGUGCCGGUGCCGCGGUAGCAGCAGCAACGGACGGGGCCCCGCCAGUGAAGAAGAGGAAGAAGGAGGCCAAGCGGAUCGACUCGUCGCGGUACUCUACCCGCUUCAUCGCGCUGAAGCUGGCGUACCUGGGCAAGCGGUACGGAGGAUUCGAAUACGCCACCUCGGCGAGUCUGCCGACGAUCGAGGGCGAGCUGUGGAACGCCCUGACAAAGUCGUGCCUCAUCUUCCCAGAGGAUCAGGAUGUCGUCAACUUUGACUGCUGCGAGUACUCCAAGUGCGGGAGAACGGAUCGCGGCGUGAGUGCGUUUGGACAGGUCAUCGGGUUGAGGGUGCGGAGUAACAGACCGGUGCCCAAGAAGAAGCAAGAGGAGGAUCCUGCGCCAGCCGCUGAGCCGGAAGGGGACGACACUCCCAUGGAGGGCACGGAAAAGGUCGAGGAGGAACAGAAAGAAAAGAAGCCCGAAAAGGUCUGGGACGAGAUCAACGACGAGAUCCAAUACGUCAAGGUCCUCAACCGCCUCCUGCCCGACGACAUCCGCAUCAUCGCAUGGUGCCCCUCGCCUCCACCAGACUUCUCCGCCCGCUUCUCGUGCGAGGAGCGCCAGUACCGCUACUUCUUCACCCAGCCCGCCUUCACGCCCACGGCGACGAGCGUCGACGGCGCGCCGGACGGCAUGAAGGAGGGCUACCUCGACAUCGACGCCAUGAACCAGGCGGCGCAGAAUUUCAUCGGCAGCCACGACUUCCGUAACUUUUGCAAGGUGGACGGGAGUAAGCAGAUUACAAACUUUGAGCGACGCAUGUUCGAGGCCGGCGUCGAGGAGGUGAAAGACGUGGGUACCGCGCUGCCGUACCUGGGCGCUAGCGCUGUCGAUGGAAGCCAGCUUCCCAAGGUGUACUCGUUUAAUAUCCGCGGGACGGCGUUCCUGUGGCAUCAGAUCCGGCAUAUGGUCACUAUUCUCUUCCUCAUCGGCCAGCGCCUCGAGACGCCCGACCUCGUGACGCGGUUACUCGACGUGGAGAACACGCCGCGGAAGCCGAAUUAUGACCUCGCGCACGAGACGCCGCUGGUGUUGUGGAACUGCGUCUUCCCAGGCGACGAUGAGAGCCGGACAUCCAACGACGCGGAGAAUGCGUUACACUGGGUAUACGGCGAGGCCGACGUCGUCGAGAACCUGUGGUCGCACUACCGCGAAAAGAAGAUGGACGAGCUGCUCGCGAACCGUCUCCUGGACCUCGUCUCGAGACAGGUGCAGGGGACCGAGUCGAAGGCGAAAGGAAAGAGGGUGUUCCAGGGCGGGCACGAGGGGAAGCUGUCGGGCGGGUACGUGCCGAUUGCGAAGAAGCAGCUGACGCCGUCGCCGGCGGAGAUUAAUGACCGGUGGGCGCAGCGUAAGGGGUUCAAGAACUCUGAUGAGAUGAGGGAGUCGAAGAAUUGGAGGAAGGUCAUUAAGGAUGCCAAGCAGGCUACUGCCGCGGGCGAUGGGGAUGAGUAG
Molecule: messenger RNA, 1650 nt
Organism: Colletotrichum fioriniae
Lineage: Eukaryota; Fungi; Ascomycota; Sordariomycetes; Glomerellales; Glomerellaceae
Gene: DEG1
Product: pseudouridine synthase deg1
Biological process (GO): mRNA pseudouridine synthesis; tRNA pseudouridine synthesis
Cellular component (GO): nucleus; cytoplasm
Molecular function (GO): RNA binding; pseudouridine synthase activity
Source: RefSeq, a predicted model, not a curated record